Anopheles nili is the source of this 723-nucleotide messenger RNA. RefSeq lists its product as uncharacterized. The record is from RefSeq and is a predicted model, not a curated record. NCBI's taxonomy places the organism in Eukaryota, Metazoa, Arthropoda, Insecta, Diptera, Culicidae. The transcript is spliced from 3 exons. The coding region runs from base 1 to 723 and encodes 240 amino acids.
AUGCAGCAGUGCAAAAUUUGCGGAAGACGAAAAAAACCAUCACCGUCGACAUUUGGGCCGUUUGAAUUCAAUCUGGAUACGUUUGAAGAUGAUCGAGAGCUAUCACACUUUUUGUACCGACUGACUCAGGAUAUAAUAAUUUCGAAAGACUUUUCUGAUGAUAAUAUAAACCGUAUUUGUGAUAGUCAUUUACGUAAAACGACUUAUCCGAACAGGCACCAGUUACUGGAGAUUGUGCAAGACCUCAAAACCAAACUGCGCGUGAACCGCAACGAGCCAUCGUUUAACGCAAUGAAAACUGAAAAAGAAAAUCGACCACAGGCCAUUGUGAAAUCACCAGAAGAAAAAUUCUAUAAAAUGCAAGACAAAAAUCUUAGUGUGCAGUCACUGAUAGACGUACCGAGACUACUUUUGAAUGAGAAACCCAGCUCAAUUAGCACAAUCACCACAUACGACUUCCCGUCAUCCGAGGUCUCGAUAUCUCCGCAAUUGCUUACAGCUAAGCAUUUAAGUGAAAAUGAUAGUUCUCUCACAUCAAGAACAGCGUUGCAAAAGAUUUUUCUCUCAACAAGCAAUACGCAAUUAACUGAAAACCGCCGACAAAAGGAUUCAAUCGAUAGUUCGGUCGAUGCCUUAUCUAGGAUGGUCGCAGCGAGUAGGAAACCUCAAAAUGAAUAUAAAUCAUGUCCUUUGGGAAAAGGCAAUCAUGAGAAAAAAAGAUAG